UGUGUGUAUUAAUGACUGUAUGAUUGAUAUAUGUCUGUGUUUUUCAUUCACACUCUGAUCAAUAUCUGAUGUUCAUAUGCUGAUUGAUCUUGUGUUAGUCAUGUGAUCGUCUGACUGUAUAUGAGUCGCAUUCAGAUCAACUUCACACACUUGUGUUUGAGUGUGUGUGUGUGUUUAUACCUACUUAAAUAUAUUUUGGAGACACAUUUGUACCCAGAAGUGAGCUAAACCUGACAAAACCUCUGAAAACCUCCUGGUGACUUCCUCAUUUGUAAAGAAAAAAAAAAAAAAGUUAGUAAUUUUUUUUUUUUAAGUUGUAAAAAUGCAGAAGUUUGCUUUUAAGGUGUGAGUUACAGUUAUAAUAACUAGCAAUAUAUGAAAACAGUGGAAGGUGUGUGUGAGUGUGUGAGUGUGUGUGUGUGUGUGUGUGUGUGUGUGUAUGAGUGUGUGUGUGUGUGUGUGUGUGUGUGUGUGUGUGUGUGUGUGUGUGUGUGUGAGAGAGUGAGUGUGUGUGUGAGUGUGAGUGAGUGUGUGUGUGUGUGUGUGUGUGUGUGAGUGUGAGCGUUUCAGCAGGGAAGUGGUUGAUUCGAGCACAUUGUUUCACUGAGUCCCCUCCCUCUGAACCACAGACAGAUGAUAGAAGCGAGACAGACGACACACACUGCUCUGUCCCGUAUCUCUCUAACGGCUGUGCUUGCGUGUGUGUGUGUGUGUGUGAUCAUGAGGACUCUCCACAGGCUGAAGUUGAUGAGUUCUCCCAGUUUGAGUGAUUUGGGUCGAUCAGAGAGAUCAGCUCUGGACGACAGGAACAACCAGCAGCACCGAGCAGGAACCAACGCCACCUGGAACAGCAUCCAUAAUGCCGUGAUCGCCGUGUUCCAGCGGAGGGAUCUGGGAGAGAAUGAGCUCUAUGUGCUGAAUGAAGGCGUCAGGCAGCUCCUGAAGACUGAGUUGGGCUCCUUCUUCACAGAAUAUCUGCAGAAUCAGCUGCUGACGAAGGGAAUGGUGAUUCUGAGAGAUAAGAUUCGCUUUUAUGAAGGUCAGAAGCUUCUGGAUUCUCUGGCAGAAACGUGGGACUACUUCUUCUGUGAUGUUCUGUCCAUGCUGCAGGCCAUCUUCUACCCCGUCCAGGGGAAGGAGCCGUCCGUCCGUCAGCUGGCUCUGCUGCACUUCAGGAACAUCAUCACUCUCAACAUAAAGCUGGACGAUGCUCUGACGCGGCCGCGGGCUCGUGUGCCACCCUCCAUCAUUCAGAUGCUGCUCAUCCUGCAGGGGGUUCACGAGUCUAAAGGUGUGAGCAGUGAUUACCUGAAGCUGGAGUCUCUGGUGCAGAAGGUGGUGUCUCCGUAUCUGGGGACGCACGGCCUGUUCUCCGGCGACGGCUCGGUCGCGCAGAGCUCCUGUGUUCUGGAGAAGCGGCUCCUGCGCCGAUGGCCACGCUCCGGUGACUCGCCCGCUAAGAACCCCGUGGUGCGCUCCAAGAGCUACAACAUCCCCAUGCUGACGCCGGUGGCCGAGUACGACCCUGAGAGCAUCGCCAGCGCCGGGGUCAGACGCCACUCCGUGUGUCAGAUGACCUCCUGCGCUGAGGAGCCAGACGUCUGCGAGGAUCUGUCUCCUCCCAUCUGCCCCGAGCCGGGCUCCGCGUCUGAAUCCAGCCCCGAGACCAUCGUGGACCAGACUCUGGAGUCUCUGGACUCGGACACCGAGGGAAUAUUCAUCGACUUCCGCCGGCAGUGCUCCAGCUCGUCUGACUUCAGCCGGGAGAGCGAGAGCGCGGCGUGACCUUUGACCUGUCCACACGCACCUGCAGAGUUUGUUUCUGGAUCGUGAGUGUUCAGAACAGCAGACUAACACGCUACGCUACCGUGUGAAGUGUGUGAACUGCACCGAUGGACCGAGCUCUUCUACAUUCAUGUGAAGUUGAUUCUCAUGCAGAAUUGGAUUACAUUCAGUCAUUUAGCAGAUGCUUUUAUCCAAAGCGACUUACAAAUGAGGACAAUAGAAGCAAUCAAAACCAACAACAUGCGAGUGCUGUGAUGAGUCUGUUAGCCUAGGGUUCAUUUUGCAAAGCAACUGUCUCGUUUUCAAGACCUAAUGGACAAAAUCCUUUAACGAUUUUAACUAUUUAAAAAGAUCAUAGAUAAUUUAAUCAAAUAAUCUUAAAGUGUUUUUUCAUAAAGUAUUGCUUUAGAAAUGACAGAAAAGUCAUAAGAAACGAGCACGAGAGAGCAGAGUAUGUUAUUAAAGCUGCUAAAGUUAUUCAGACGAGCCGUGAUUUUCUCCUCUUCUUGUCAAAUGACUGUUUGAUUAAUAAUACCGUAAGAUCUAAUAAUGCACGGAUGUAUUGAGAUGCAUAUGUUUUGUCUGGUCUGUUAAGACCGAGCUGACAUUAACAUCAGCGCAGAUGUACAGAAGCACACGAGUCUGAUCUGUGCGGUUCAGUCGGUGUUUUGGCAUCCGUGCGCUAGUUCUUCAGUCUGAACACAUGAUUUUUGUUUCAUAAAUACUUCAUCUUGUAUUUUGUUGUUUUUAAUGAAAGAAGGUACGAAUUUCUUUGUGCUCACAAAUAGAAAAGUAAGAAUACUGAUUUUUACAGACGUUUUAUGAUAAACUGUUGGAGCUGAAAUCAUUAGUAAGUGAAUAAAACAUUGUUAUUUGCAUGA
Onychostoma macrolepis is the source of this 2666-nucleotide messenger RNA. RefSeq names its product proline rich 5b (renal) (gene prr5b). The coding region runs from base 634 to 1785 and encodes 383 amino acids. Gene Ontology annotation, biological process: TORC2 signaling. Gene Ontology annotation, cellular component: TORC2 complex. The record is from RefSeq and is a predicted model, not a curated record. NCBI's taxonomy places the organism in Eukaryota, Metazoa, Chordata, Actinopteri, Cypriniformes, Cyprinidae. The transcript has 8 exons.